AUGGAUCCAGAACUACUGCGACAAAAAGCGGCGUUUCAAAAGCACGCCUCUCGCACAGUCUCAGUUCAACAACGACCACAACCAUCCACAAGUUCAUCGCACACAACAUAUAGUUCAGAAGUUGCGAAGGCAAAGAAGAAAAAAGCGGGUGGAUCCGGAGGAAAUCAUCAGAAUUUGAAUGCGAUUCCUGAAUUUGACAACUAUGGCGGCUCAGCAAUCUCGAAUGCUACCAAUUUUUCGACAAUGGCCAAGAUUGUGGAUUAUAUGAAGGUAGGGGUUGCUAAUCAAACAAUAUCUAAAUGUUUCUUUAGAAACGUCACCUUAACCAACAACAAUGGCCGCUAAAACUGCAAGAAAUCCUAGACGAGCUUCAAAUCUACGACCUCCCCAAGAGAAGUGAGGCGUUCCUUCGGGAAGCGCUACCCAAUAACCCGCGGCUAAUUAUGGAUAACGAGGGCAAGUUCGCCUUCCGCCCUCCCUAUAAAAUCAAGGGAAAAUCGUCGUUGGUGGCGGUGGCGAAGAAACACCAUCAGGAUGCGAAGGGUGGAAUUUUGAUGAGUGAAUUGGCGGAAUGUGUGGGUGAUGGUGAUGGAUUGUUGCAGGUGGGAAAAUUGUGUAUAAUGCAAGCUUCCGCGCAGCGGCAAAGUUACCAUAACUUCUUUGGAUUAUCUAAAACGUGUGUGUAUCUUUGACGUUUACUCGGAAGGUUCCACUCGCUUCACUCGAGCAAAAUAAUAGUGUAGAAUUUAGUUGGACAUCGACUAAAUGACAUUUUCAUGUUUUUUAAGCAAAUGAGUUGAAAUAUUGGGUUUUGAUGUUAUUCAUAUGAUAGAAUGGUCGUAAGACGAACAGAAUGAUAUAAAUUUUCAUGAAUUUACGUUUUCCAUAAGUGAUUUAGCGACUUAUCGACGAAAUAUCGACUAAACCUAGUUAAAUCACUUAAGGAUAACGUAAACUCAUCAAAAUUUAUAUCAUUCUGUUCGUCUUAGACCAUUCUAUCAUAUGGCGGUCCGCUCACGCGGAAGCUUGCGGUUUACACUCGCUUCGCUCGAGCAAAAUAAUAGUCUAGAAACCCGCCGGAUCUGAAAUUUUCCAUAAAAAUUGGUUUUCCGCCGGAAAAUCGACGUUUUAUGGAAAAUUUCCAGAUUCCGCAUAGGGAAAUCUAUCGCCAAUUUUUCAUUUUGCAGGCAGUCGGAGAUCAAAUAAUCAUCGUUCCAACCCAAAUCAACAAAAAGAAAGAUCGUGUCUUCUUCUACAACGAUCCCGAUUUCUCAUUCGAACUCGAAGAAGAUUUCAAAAAAUUGUGGAGAAAUGUAUCAGUUGAUCAUAUCGAUGAGAAGAAAAUCGAAGAAUAUUUGCAUAAAAAGGGUCUUGACGCGAUGAAAGAUUUGACACCAAAAACACGUGGACCUGUGCAAAUCAAAAGAAAAGCCGCCAAACGACGAUUUAAUGUUAAAGUGCACAAUGAGCAUUUGGAUGGGGUUUUGGAGGAUUAUGAAUAA
Molecule: messenger RNA, 1502 nt
Organism: Caenorhabditis angaria
Lineage: Eukaryota; Metazoa; Nematoda; Chromadorea; Rhabditida; Rhabditidae
Source: the annotation of a GenBank genome assembly